AUGAAACUCAAGCUACGAACACAGAAUACAGAAACACUCAAAUCAACACUUUCUCUCGUCAACCCACUUCGAAAGUUUAUUGUUCUUCGUUUCUGUCCUGAAAAGUUAUAUAUAAUACUGGUCAAUGGCCAAUCAGUAACCCAAGAACCUCAAGUAUGGUGUAAUCUCAAAAUCAGUAGCAUCUUUGACCAGAUAGAAAUUCUGAGUCUUCGCGAUGACACUAUUCUGUUGGAAAUCAACUUGGAAUUGCUUCUUCAAACUCUUAGAAAUUUCGACAGAGCCAAUAGUGAUGGAUUGAAUAUCAGACUUCAAAGAAAGGAUUCUUCAGGUGGCCUGGGCACUAACACGGGUAACGGUAGAACGGCAUCGUUGGCAUUGUUCUAUGCUAAUGUCAACGCCAACUCAAAUACUAUCAACCAUACUUUUCGGAUCCCGGUAAAAAUCUUGAAGAAUACCCACGAUAUGAUGCUAUUAAAAGAGCCAGAACUUAAUGAUGUGCAACUCAUUAUGAAACUACCAAAUGAGUUCGUGUCUAUUUAUAAGAGAAUGGACAAAUUCAAGAAAACAACAAACAACGAAAUUAUCACCAUAAAGGCAAGUAGACGGCAAAGUGGGUUUCUCGGGUUUGUACUAGAGGAAGAAGGAAAGUAUCGAGUAACAAUCAGCUGGAACGACAAGCUUAAUGUACAAAGACCUAAUCUAGCAAGUAUGGAUGGAGAAUCCUUAAGAAUGUCAGUGCUUAGAAAUACCACUAACUCAGAUGUCGUAGACGACAAUGAUGAAUCCGAAGACAAGGAAAUCACUGUCCGGUUGAAAGACUGGCAGAUGGCAUCCAAGAUCGUAGCACUGUGCAAAACAGUAGUUCUUGUGAUUACAUCUAGAGAUUGUAUUUUGCAUUGUUUACUUGAUGAUUCUGACGACGUUGAGAUCAUAUACUACAUCAGUGGAAUCCGUAUACGAAACCCAAUUGACUACUAA
Scheffersomyces stipitis CBS 6054 is the source of this 978-nucleotide messenger RNA. RefSeq names its product Mec3p (gene MEC3). The record is from RefSeq and is a predicted model, not a curated record. Gene Ontology annotation, biological process: mitotic intra-S DNA damage checkpoint signaling; telomere maintenance; nucleotide-excision repair. NCBI's taxonomy places the organism in Eukaryota, Fungi, Ascomycota, Pichiomycetes, Serinales, Debaryomycetaceae. The transcript has a single exon. Bases 1 to 978 code for a protein of 325 amino acids. Gene Ontology annotation, cellular component: nucleolus; checkpoint clamp complex; site of double-strand break.